AUGUCGACUCUCAGCAUUGAUGAGUCGGAGCUCAUACGAGCAUCUAUCUCAGCAUGCGCAUCAUCGCAACACUCUCAAACACCCGCGAUCCCAUUGCCCGCUGUCCUAGUGUGCCUAACCACGCUUCCUUGGGAGCUCCAGCUCGAAAUCGCAUCGCAUCUCGACGUUCGCAACAUCAUUCUUCUACGCCAGACCUGUCAUCUGUAUCGCGACUAUUUCACCGUCGAUGCCAUCGACAAGCUAUUCACCAAUCAAGGACGUGUUGACGAGCUUCGUUUCUGCUGCUACAAAUGCCUCACCAUACCCGCUUCUAGGGAUCUAGUCCUCGACAAGACGCGCGGGCCCAACCAGUGGCGUUCGCUAUGUUUCAUUUGCUGGCGUAUCGACCAUAGCCCCUCCAUCCACGAUGCCACCCGAGAGGCCUACGACAUCCAGUUUUCGAACAACCGCCACGGACACGUAUGUCUCUGGUGUGGCUGGCCGACGUUCUUCAAUUAUUAUCACGUCAGGUGUGGGGAUAUAUUCGAUGCUACGGACAACUUUUGGUGGUGUAUGGCCUCGCUCCGUUGCACCAUGCUGGCUGUAGUUUCCGGUACUAUCUGGUUCCAUUACACUGGUAAUUACCAGGUUGUUAUACCUGCCAUGUUAAACUUCUUCACGUCGUUCGUGGUCGUCUUUCUUGUCAGCCUAUACUACUUCAGGUGGGGAUGUACUACUCCUUUGCGCGUCCCCAUCGAGGUUAUGAUGACACUUGCUUGGAUCCCGGCCGUGGUGUACGCUGCGCAAGAUCUCGCCAACAACAAAGAAAACCCGGAUCAAUACUCAUACCUCGUAUGUACGGUAUUCGUGGCGAGAUGCUUCAUUUACUUUCUAAAUCUUCUUUGCGAAGCUAUGUUGGUGCUCGGAUAUAACCCAAGGGACUUCGCACACCCGGGUAUCUCGGAGAGACGUAAGCUCCUGUAUGUUUUCUGUUCGUUCAUGGUGUACUGGGGUGUCGCCAGGUAUCGUAGAUUCAGAUUGAAGAAGAUCAAGCGUGGGACGGUGUGA
Hypoxylon trugodes is the source of this 1047-nucleotide messenger RNA. RefSeq lists its product as uncharacterized. Lineage: Eukaryota; Fungi; Ascomycota; Sordariomycetes; Xylariales; Hypoxylaceae. The record is from RefSeq and is a predicted model, not a curated record. Bases 1 to 1047 code for a protein of 348 amino acids. Gene Ontology annotation, molecular function: protein binding. The transcript is spliced from 3 exons.